Molecule: messenger RNA, 120 nt
Organism: Carcharodon carcharias (great white shark)
Lineage: Eukaryota; Metazoa; Chordata; Chondrichthyes; Lamniformes; Lamnidae
Product: early nodulin-55-1-like
Exons: 2
Source: RefSeq, a predicted model, not a curated record
CCAUCACCAUCACCAUCAUCUCCAUCAGUAUCAUCUCCAUCACCAUCAUCUCCAUCACCAUCAUCUCCAUCACCAUCAUCUCCAUCACCAUCAUCUCCAUCAGCAUCAUCAGCAUCAUCA